UUCGCCGCCGUGGUGCCCGUUUGUUUCCGUAAUUCGCCCGAGACGAGGCGUCCGACGUUCGCCUCGGAGCUCGCUCUUGUUUGUUUAUUUUUUUGUUUUUUUUUUUUUUUACGUUUUUUUUUCCACCCCGCCGCGAAGAGUGACCCUUUUUGAUCGACUUCAAACGAAAAUUCAUGUAAAAAAAAAAAAAAACAAAAAUUUGAAAGCAACACCGCAAAAACCCGAACGGUCGCCAUACAGGAAACAGGAAUACAUUUUUUGACUGUUGUCGUACACCGUAUGAUAUGAUAUUAAUAUUAACCGCCGAAACUUUAUUAUAAUAUUUCAUAUUAUUAUGGUCGAUUUAUCGCGGACGUGUGCUAGUGUGAGCGUCUUAAAAACGGCCUUAUUAUAUUAUGUAGAUGUAUAGGUAAGUCGGCCUGAUUGUACAUAUAUAUAUAUAUAUAUAUAUAUAUACAUGUAUAUGUGAUAACUGCGGAGUCGUCCAACACCCAUAUCGCGAUGUGAUGACAACUGUGAAACGAAAAGCGUCAUUAUAACUUUAAACGUGGUUCGGUGGCGAGCCGGGCCGGGGCCAUGGACAGGGCCGACCGUCUAGCCCGGAGCUUGGAGUUGGAGAAGGCCUACGUGCACGACACUUACCAGGAGAUGUAUCAGCCCGCACACAAGACCAAACCGUGGCCGAAGGUGACGCAGUUCCUGCACGACUUGGAGCCCGGAUCACUCGUGUGCGACAUCGGUUGUGGUACGGGAAAAUAUUUAUCGACCAACCCGCAUGUGUUCAAAGUAGGAGUUGACCGUUGCCUGAGGUUAACUGAAAUAGCAAGAAGUCGAGACAGCGAAGUAUUGGUGUGUGACAAUCUAACCUUACCAUUCAAAGACUGUAGUUUAGAUGCUGUAUUAUCUAUAGCUGUUAUUCAUCAUUUUUCGACAACAGAAAGACGUGUGUGUGCCUUACGAGAACUAGCCAGGGUACUUAGAAUUGGUGGUCGUAUAAUAAUUACAGUGUGGGCCAUGGAACGACGCCAUAGAAAAUUUCAAUCUCAAGACGUGCUAAUGCCCUGGCACAAGCCCUGUAGAAAUUUAGAAAGUGAAUCAACAGAAUUUUCCACAACCACAACCACGUCUGACGAGGAAUACAUUAGCACGAGAAAAAAAUCUAAUUCCGAUUCGACAACGAGUAUCAAAAUGUGUUGUGAAAGAAAAACUAAGCGUAAGGAACAAUCAAAUUGGAGAAAAGGGAUAACGAGUUCCCCGAGUAGUUCUAGCUUAUCGAGUCCAGGGACUGAAACUUGUUAUAGCUUUGUUCGGAAAGCAAUACAGAAGCUUGCCGGUUCAACCAAGCGAGGUAAAGUGUCAUCGAAACCUUGGUUCGUUGGUUCUUGGACAUCACUUUAUGGUACUGAGUUACCGUCAGUAUUACGUUCGGAUCCUGAAGGGUGUGAGACUUGUAACGAAGAUGUACUAAAUGUUCCUAUAGAACUCAGACGAAUGGAAGAUUCACCAGACUCGAUACCGCUAUUCAAUCGAACACCUACACACAAAUCUAAGAGUUUAACCGAUAUCAAAAACACUACGGAAAAACGGAUGGUAAGAUCAAGGUCUAGUAUACCGGAAUUGGAAAAAUCUAUGCCAUUAACUCAUUCAAAACCAAAAUUAGUGAAACAAAAACAAUCGCUAUGUGAUGAGGAUGCAGAAGAGGAUAGAGAUAAAGCUACUGAUAUGAAAGAUUUGGUUAAUAAGUUACCUCAAUUCGACGUAGGCAGUGGUUCAAAAAGAUACAGAUAUAAAAGUAAUGAAAUAAAACAAAGGUCGAUGAAUGAAGAACUUAUGUCUGUAGAAAGGCUUAAGGAAAAAGAAAUCGUUCAAAAGAACAUUCAAAGACAAGCGUCGUUAAAUGAAGAGCUUAUGUAUAGCACACGUACUAUGGAAUCUAUUAAAGAUACAUUACAAUUGCUCAAAACCGGAUUCACGAAAACGUUUAAAAAUCCAUCCAGUCAGGUAUCUGAUAACAUUAAAAGUGGACUUAGUAGAAUGCUAGGGUAUAAGGAAGGUUGUGAAGAAAAGGUUAGUGAUGAAAAAAAAAUAGAAAUGCCCGUUCCCGCAUUAGUGACAACAACAUGUUGUGAUGGACGAAGAAGUUCCCGUGAAGAUGGUUCUUCGGAAGAUUCGUCAAAAGACAGUUUACAGAGUGAUGCUAGUGUUGAUUCUGAAGACAGUCUGAGUAGUUUAGCGUCUGUUAUAUUUGUGAAUGCGACCGGUGGAUCUGAUAAGACAUGUUCACCGCCAUUAGUGGAACAACAAGCACGAACGGCUCCGUGUACACCCACUGCUAAAUCUCAAAGUCAAUACAGAUCGUCUUCACAUCCUAACACGCCGAAAACAGCGCCUAUUCACCCGUCACAUUUUAGAUUACCAACUAGGUUCAGCUCACAAAAUGGAAAUGAACCAUAUCAGUUAAAUUUAUCAACAGAACAACAAGUCGACGACAUUUUAAAACCCAUAAAAUUAUCACCUGUGAAAACAGCAAUAGAAAUGAAGCUCAAAAGAGAGCAAGAAAAAGAUCAAGAACUAGAACGUAGAGAUCAUGUUUGCGAAGGUGGAGAUCAUAAUGCACGGCCUAAAGAAAGAAUUAGUGCAGAGAAGCUUAAACAAAUUCAAGAUCUUCUUUUAAACACUAAACCAGUAACUGGACGUAAUCGUCUACCAAAAGCUGAUAGAACCUUUUCUGGUUUACGCGGAAGACAUUUUAUUAAAACAGUUGAAGAAACAUUUCAUCCAGAAAUAGACGAUAUAGAUAGUGAUGCUGAAUCAUCUUCCUCUGAUUCUGUUAGCAGUGUUAUAAGUGUAGUGGUGGAAGAUGAACGCAAAAUUACAGAUAUCGAGUUUGAUGAACCUUUUGAAACACCAGUAAAACCCGAAGAUAAAAUAUCGACGGAACAAGGUAAUUUAGAACAAAUCUGUUGUUCAGAUCCUGCUGUGAUUAAAAAAGGUUCUAACCCUAAAGAAUAUCCAAGCCCUAAAGAAGAUCCUUGUCCUACAGAAGAUCCUAUCCCUAAAGAAAAUCUCAACCUUAAAGAAGAUCCCAGCCCCAUACGAGAUUCCAGCCCUAUAGGAGAUCCCAGCCUGAAAGAAGAUAGCAGUUCAUUAGAAGAUCCCAGCCCUAAAGAAUAUCCCAUCCCGAAAGAAGAUCCCAGCACGAAAGAAGAUCCCAGCUCAAAAGAAGAUACUACCCCAAAAGAAGAUCCUAGCCCAAAUGAAGAACAUAACUCUAAAGAAGAUCAACCAAAUCAUACUAACCGGUGGAGUCUGCAAGAACAUCCAAACAAAGGAACGGCAGUUCGAAACAGUCCAAGUCUCGGUUCAAUACCAAAACACAAGAGAGCCAGUAAGUGUUCUAAAGAUGAGCUAUCGGAUUUGCCAGAAACGUGGGACGAGGAAUGUCAAAAGCAUCUUGUGGACUUUGCUGAAAGAUUAAAUAAAGAACUGCGGGCCGCAAUAGGCAUGGAGCCGGUAGAAGAUCCAAAGAAGGCACGCGACGACGUAGUAGAUACGCCAGAAAAGGUCGAGCUGAUGCAAUAUUUGCAUCAGCUGAUGCGACCUGACGAAAUAUUGUCGGACCCGUCGUCUUCCGACGGACAGCCGGAGGACGAACCACACGACUACCAUCGGAUCGAGAUACUAGCCGGGUCCGAAGCGCCCCGCCGGCCCAGCAUUUCCGUCGAAACACAGGACUCUGUGGACAAGGUACUACGGAGCCGGGAGGGGUUCCGGUCGCGGCUCUACCGCAAGUCCGUGGACUCAGCGGAAGACCGUCAUGCGUCCCUGGAAUUGGAGUGCGACUCGAGGCGUGACACGGUUUCCAGCAGCCAGGUAUCGCUGCUCCGGCCCGGUAACUCACUUGAAUCCAACGACACUGCAGACACGCACACCACCACCCAGAGCACGACUUCGCUGACAUCGUGGAGUGACUGCAGCAAGGAUACGAGGUUCGCGGACCGCAGGCAGGCGCGGUGCGACGGCCGGUCAUCGUCGGAGGAGACUGACCCUAGGCGGGCCGCCGUCCUGGUCCGACAACACGCAGCCGUCGAAACCCAAGAAACGUCCAAGAGUGACGACACGUGUAGCUUGUCCACCUCACAAGAAUCGCUGUCCGAGCACGGUGGAGGGUCUAUAACAUUCCACAGGUACUAUCACGUGUUCAGGGAAGGCGAACUCGACCAGCUGAUCGAGAAACACGCUGAUAAUUUGCACAUCAUUUCUUCGUAUUACGACCAAUCAAAUUGGUGCGUUAUCGCCGAAAAGGUACAGGUGUGGACUAUUUAGUGAUGAGUUAUAAUAGUGAUACGUUUAAAAAAAUAAAUAUUUCAAGACUUUGGUUUUUAAAGUGAUUUUAAAACCGUGUAGGUACUAGGUAGUUAUUCUGUAUUCAAACCUAUUUGGUUUUAGGACAUGUGAGUCCAAUAAUUACUUUUCAAUAUUGUUGUAGAUUUGUGUACAUUACAACUAGUCGUAUAUACAUAUAUUAUAAUGUAUUUGAAUGACAACUGUACGGACGUACUUUUUUCAUUUGAUGUUGUGGUGUUUUUCCUAGCUCAUUGUUUACAUAUAAUAUUUUAUAAUUAUACAUUUUCAAUAUCCAACUAUAUUAUCCCUAUAACUAAGUUACAUAAGCUACUUAACUUCAUCUAGAUAGAUAUUAUUAAGUCUAGUUUCCUUAUUAAAAAUUGAAUAAACGUUGUAUAAAUAAAUUAUUUAUUCGGGACUAUAUUGCGGAUACAGAUUUAAAAUGCCACUAUUGUAUAACGUUGUAUUGGUAGUUCUGUAGUUGACCAUUUCGAGGGGAUAUAAGGACAUGGCAUCUUUUUCAACCAACUUUAUGUGUCAUGUAACAUUAGGUUUUUUUUU
This is a messenger RNA of Myzus persicae (green peach aphid), 4908 nucleotides long. RefSeq lists its product as uncharacterized. Gene Ontology annotation, biological process: tRNA wobble uridine modification. NCBI's taxonomy places the organism in Eukaryota, Metazoa, Arthropoda, Insecta, Hemiptera, Aphididae. Gene Ontology annotation, cellular component: cytoplasm; nucleus. The record is from RefSeq and is a predicted model, not a curated record. Gene Ontology annotation, molecular function: tRNA binding; S-adenosylmethionine-dependent methyltransferase activity. The coding region runs from base 577 to 4326 and encodes 1249 amino acids. The transcript has 10 exons.